AUUUCCUAAAGAGUUUAUGUCAGUAGAUGAAUAAAAAAUGGUAUUAUUUUUUUGAAGCUCCAAGCUCAGGCUGAGGAAAAUUGAAAAUCCAAUUUGAGAUAAAAACGUAAAUUUGACAACCGUGCAUUUUGAUACCUUUCGCACAUUUUGCUUACUUUUCUAGCCUUCUAGGCAAAAACAAAAACACUAGAAAGGGGAGGGGGAAGAUUCAACCUAUCUUUACCGCAAUUUUUCAGUUUUGGUAUGUUGAUUGUUGAUUCUCCAUUGUAAUAAACUGUUCAUUGAAGAGCUUUGAAAAAUUGAAAUUUCGAAUAAGUGCUUGCAUUUUUUUAAACUUAAAAUUCCAUCGAACCGAUCAAUUGAUAGUGAAAGUGUUGAUUGACUGUAAUAAUGGAUUCGUUUAAUACAAUUAGAGUGAAAAUUCGCGAUAUUGGUCCUGGAACUGAAAAUUUACUAUUGACAGGCCUAAUUAUUCGCAAACAAGAACCACGAGUGGUUCAAAUGAAAAAAGAUGGUAGUGAAAGAUGUGUUUGGAGUUUUACUUUGAGAGACAGUCCUUCGGAUCUCAUCAACGUUACGAUUUGGGGCUUGGUCAAUUCUGUCAGAGACAUGUAUAAUAAAUUCCAAGUCGGAGAUGUUGUGAGCGUAUUAAAUGGUAAAGCAGUUUUUAGAAAGGUUAGCGAUCGUGAUGAUUCCUUCCAACCGGCUGUCACCAGUUCGUUCUACAUUUCACUGGAUGAAAAUCAAUCAGAGGUUAUUCCUUAUAACGGACUUGAUGAGAAAAUGCUCAAAGCUCUGCUAAAUAUACCAUCAAAACCAGCUGGAAAUUUUCUUACUAUUUCAGACGUUCAUCGUAACGGUGAAAUUUUACGUGGGCAAUACAUCAACUUGUUGGCCGCCGUCCAAGAUGUCGGUGAUAUGAGAGAAUUUCAAUCACGAGAUGGAAGAAAUUGCCGAUGCUUAGAAGUUAGGCUGGUCGAUCAAAGUUAUUCCACUUUAUUAUUUACGGUAUGGGGUAACGAAAUGAUCUCGCAAUGUAAACAGUGGGUUCCUCAAAAUACAGUAUUAUUUCUUGCUGACGUUCGUGCUGAUUGGAGUAAUUUUCGAAAAAUAAUGAUGGUAUCGAGUACUGGCCGAACUAUAGUUACGGAAAAUCCACCAACAAACGCUGCUCAGAAUUUGAAAGCGUUCAUUUCGUCAACAUCGUUUCGAAAUAUCGCCAAAAUCGAUCAGCUAGUCAAUAAAUACGCCGAUCCUUCUGUCAUCAAUACUGUCACAUCUUGCGCUGGAGUUCUAACUAAAGCGAUGGAUGAAAAACAAAACGAAGAAUUUACAGCCUUGGUUUACGCAGCGAUUAAUUCUUUCGAUGUGGAUGAAUCAGAGAGUUUUAUCGUGACAAAAUGCGCUAAAUGCAAUUCAAAAGUAGAUCCAUCUCUAGGAUUAUGUCUGAAUGCCGAUUGUUGUUCGGGAAUGGGCAUGGAGAAGCUAGUUUUGAAUGAAGUUUAUGAUUUGAAAAUUUCGCUGAUUGAUCACACAGGCAUGUUGAAUAAUUGCAAACUAACGAAUUCUCUAACUCAAAAAAUGAUCGGCGUAAAGGCUUCUGUUUUCAAAACAUUUUCGGAAACGGAAAAAACUAAUAUCAAAUGGAAAUAUCAACUGAAAUAUUGCGCUGCUCGAUUGGUUAUUCUACCUUUACGUGAAAGACUUCCUGCCGUAUCGGUUCUUUCUAUAGAUAUGAUAUCGCUCGGUGAAUAUUCAACGCAGAUACCGAUGUGUUGAAACGGUGAAAAUAAAGUUAAGGUAAUUUUAAAACAGUAUAGUUUUAUUUCUAUUUAUUAUGUAUAUUUGUAUCUAAUUUGUUAAUUUACGAUAAAGUAACAAAACCAGCUAUUAGUUUAGUAGAUACAUAAUGUAACAAAACGAAGAAAACUUUGUAAAAAAAAAAAUACACAUCUUAAGAGAUUUUUUACAAAAAUAUUACGUUACCCCCACAGUGAUUAAAAUUUACAGUAGAAUAGGACAAUAUAUUUCACUUCUCGACGUACUCCUUUACGUUAAGCUACAAAACAAAAUGAGCUAAAAUACAGAAAUUUUGAUUCCACUUCGAAUAAAUCAAAUAUACAUCAUUUCAGCCAUAGUAGACAUUUUCUUUGGUAUAUGAACAAAUAAAUCGAAAUAACUAGCAAGUUCUUCGAUCGAUGUAUCAUCACAGUCGGUAUACAAAGAAGGUCUCAUUCGGGCUUGAACUGAGCAGGAAUUUGAGGAAUUGUUUUCUCGCUUACUCGAUGAACUCGACCCAUCCGCAGCACAACGCGAUUUCACUUGCGGUCGUAAUUCUUUGAACGAUAGGGUAUCGAAAGCUUUCAAAAUGUCAUUAUCUGAAUUUGGAAGCAACGCCUUAAAACUAUUUUGACUAUCGUUUUCGCCGUUCGUAAAAACUUUACCUUUCGAAUCGACCAAAGUAGUUGCACUUUGUUGAGAAACUGUUGACUUAGAUGUGUUCGUUUUACUCGUUUUGUUUUUAUCACUGGAUAAAUGAAGCGUAGGAGGUUUAAGGAUCGGUUUGAAGUUUUUCCUGUCGGUGGUCAGUAAAUUCAACUUUGCUGGUCGAACGAUCAACGAUUUGUGUCUUUGCUUCUUACUGAUUUUACAGGUGCAUUUAGGCGCUACAAGUAUGUUCUUGAAUGAGUACUCCUUUCUCGAAA
Molecule: messenger RNA, 2705 nt
Organism: Planococcus citri (citrus mealybug)
Lineage: Eukaryota; Metazoa; Arthropoda; Insecta; Hemiptera; Pseudococcidae
Gene: hdm
Product: hold'em
Exons: 9
Coding region: 391-1779 (462 amino acids)
Biological process (GO): resolution of meiotic recombination intermediates
Molecular function (GO): single-stranded DNA 3'-5' DNA exonuclease activity; single-stranded DNA binding
Source: RefSeq, a predicted model, not a curated record